Molecule: messenger RNA, 10192 nt
Organism: Culex pipiens pallens (northern house mosquito)
Lineage: Eukaryota; Metazoa; Arthropoda; Insecta; Diptera; Culicidae
Gene: Gyf
Product: GIGYF family protein Gyf
Exons: 7
Coding region: 469-5967 (1832 amino acids)
Molecular function (GO): protein binding
Source: RefSeq, a predicted model, not a curated record
CUUAUCCGGAUUUCACGGCGGCUAUUUUAUUAUAUUCCUAUCGGGAAAAUCGCUCUAAUCGUCGGGUUCUAUCGGAUUGUUCCGGAUUUUCGUGGCGGCGGCGUGUUUUGAAGCGAGUUUGUUUUCCUUCCGGAGUCGGACGGCGGCGGCGACGUGCGCGAAAAGUGUGCUCCCUUGAAUCGCUUGAACAACCCCCCCAACAGCAGGAGCAGGUUCUCUCACUCUCGGUGUUGACCUCCUUCCCUCCCUAGUGGGGAACAGUUGUACCAGAUCCACAACUUGGAGUUGGACUCGCGGUGCUUGUUUGUGCUUGUGUCGGACGACGGCGAUCGGUGUUGAAUCGGUGUGCCGGAGGACCCCCCACUAAACGGAGCGGAAGCGACUGAAGCCAAAAACCCGAUUGCAGCACUACCGGUCGGAGGUGAAGUCAGCGAGUCAGCAAGGGUGACAAGGGUCAACAGCAGCAGCAUGGGUGACGCCAUCAACUUUGGACCGGCGUGGCUGCGCAAAGGUCCGGGACUGGGCGGGGGACCACCCCACACCAACAACAACAACAGCAUCAGUAGUGGAGGGGGAGGAGCGGGUGGUGGCCACACCAAUAGCAUCCACACCAACAGUAACAGCAGCAGCAGCAGCAGCAGCUUCAACAACAACAACAAUAACAGCAACAGCUCCGGUUCUGCUGGAGGUGGUGGUGGUGGUGGCGGCAAUUCGGCAGCCCUGGCGGCUGUCAAUGCUGCAGCCGCGGCCGCCGCAGCAGCAGCGGCAGCUUCCACGGUCACUCGGUACGCGUUGGCCGAGUUUCGGUACGGGCGGGAAGAGAUGCUGGCCUUGUUCGACAUGAAAUCGGUGAAAUCGCCAGAGAUUCUGGCCAACUUUAAGAACCUGUUUGUCGAGAAGAUCCAGUGUCCGUUGGCGUUGAUCCCGUGCACGGACGAUGACGUCGUACCGGAACCAGACAGCCGACGCAUAUGGCAAUCGCGGAGCAUCUCGCUUGGGGUGCCGGGGCGUGGUGCCCGCGGUGGUUCGGUAGAUCGUGGAAGAGGCCGCGGCAGGGGUUUUCUGACCGGCUAUCAACGGUCGACCUCUUUCUACGACGAUGAGGCCAGAGGCGUGGGAAGGGGUGAACGACCAUGGCUGGAGCGCAACGGCACCGGUGGUGGUGGUGGCCCGCUGGGUGGAACUGGGGGCGUGGGAGUUGGAGGAGGGGGUCCUGGAGGUCCCGGAGGUGAAGUCGACUGGAACUCGUCUAGUUCGUCUUCGCCGAGGAAAGAGUUUGGAGUUCGUGCGAGGACGGCCAACAUGGACAGCUGGCGCCGAUCUCGGCCGGAUGACGAACCAAGUACGACCGACUGGCGCAGUGGUUCCGGAACUGGCGGUGGGGGCAACGGACUGUCGACGAGUCUGUCCGGGUCUAGCUUGCGGGACAAGUGGUCCAGGUCAACGAGUUGGCGCGAAGAGGAGAGUGGCAUAGGCGAUGGUCCGGGAGGGCGGCCACUGCAUUCGUCGUCAGCGGGCGGUGGCUACAAACCUCGGAUGUCGGCUCUAAGCGGCGGUGAUCUCAACACGAGUGGAGGACCGGGAGGUGGCCUACGGCGUCACUGGGACGCCGAUGAUCAACUGCCGGAGUGGGCCACGGAGAACCCGUCGGAUUACGGAGGUAGCUUCGACGCGAGUGGAGCAUUCCAUGACUCGGACAACGACAUUGACGGGCGGCUGGAGGACGAUGGCGGGAAGGAGAAUCACGUGGAUCAUCGCUAUCACCAUCAGCGCAAGGAAGGUUCGUCCGGUGGCAGUUCACGGAGAAGCGUCCCAUCGUCCAAGGAAGGUAGCACCGCGAAGGAAGACCUGCCCAACCAUGUUGCGUCGUCGGAGAAAACCUCGGAAGAGGCGGACCCCGGCAGCAAAAAGAAGGCUGAACCGGUACGGAAUGCUACGGCGGAUGAAAAGCCUCCAAAGGCCAGCGAAUCGGAACCGACCAAGGCGCAGGACAGCAAGGGUUCAUCGCCGGCACGGGAGGCUCCUAAACCGGUGGCAAACCAAGCAAACGAAGUGGCGGCUGAAAACAACACCUCGAAAACGGCCGCCAAUAGCCAGAGCAACAGCCGAGACGGCAGCGUUGCGAAGCCCAGUGAGGCACCGAGUGAAGCGCCGGAACAGUCCCAGCCCCAGCAUCAGCACCAGCACCACCAGCAGAUUCACCACGAACCGAAAAAGUCCGCGUCGAGUUCGAGUGUGGAUCGGAUGCAGGAGGUCGCGGACGACAUGGUUGCCCAGCUGAUCAUGGACGAUGAGUACACGGGUAGUGGAGUGGAUUCGGAACCGGUUCCGGUCGUGGGUCCAUCUCGUUCCUUGGACAAGUCUCCGGUGCUGGGUGGUCAAAUUCCGCUCAACCUGUUGCUCUCGUCGAAGGAUCCGGUCGCAAUGCAGCAGCUGUUUGGCGGUGCCGGUGCGGCCAACAGUCGGAUGUUGCACGGCCUUGGCGGUGGUCCCCAGAUACCGCCUCCGAUUCCGCACCCUGGCACGGACAUUUGGUACUAUCGGGAUCCCCAGGGUAAGGUGCAGGGACCGUUCCCGGCGUCCGAGAUGACCGAGUGGUACCGGGCCGGAUACUUUGACGAUUCGCUGUCGGUGCGACGGGCUUGCGACGAAAUCUACACGAACCUGGGCUCCCUCGUGGCCCUGUGCGGCGGUGCCAUUCCAUUUUUGAACUCGAUGAACAUACCACCGAUUAAGGCUAAUAGCUCGAAGCAACCACAACAGCCACAACCUCCUCAAGGUCCUCCCGCCAGCUCAUUCCAACAACAGCAGCAGCAGCAGCAACAAAAACAACACCUCCAACAGCAGCAACAACCCCCGCACGAUUCCGACCUGUCGGCGCAGUUCCAGUUCUCCAAGAAGCUCCACCUGCUGCGCCAGCAAAGUCUCAUCAUGCAAAAGUUGGCCUCGGCCGACGGGUGGCAGCUCCUCUCCCAGGAACAACAGAAUGCCAUCAUUGCCCAGCACAUGGCCCAGCUGCAGCUGACCGACGGCGUGAUGAUCUCGCCAACACCCGGCCAGAACCCGGCGGCAGCCGCAGCAGCAGCGAACGCAACGAAUCCGCCAAACCCGGCAAGUAUUUUCGGUGGUGGCCAGCCACCCCAGGAUUCGCUAGUCAAUCUCAAACAGGUGCAGCAGCAACAAGGGCCCGGCCAGCCCCACCCGGUGCUCGAGCAGCUGCAAAAGCAACAAUCCAACAGUCUCAGCAACGCGUUCCAGAAGAUGCCCGACUUUGGCCAGCCCCAGCCCGGCGGUCGGCCCUUACUUGGUAACCUGAACGUCGACCACACUGCCGCCGGUCACGACCACCUGGGCCAGCUGAUCCACAACAUUAAUUUUAAUCAUCAACCUCCAGUACAAAACCUUCCUGGGCUGGGCACCAACAUGCUGCUGAAGCAUAACCUGAUGGGCAGUCUAACGCCCCAGCAGCAACAACAACAGCAGCAGCAGCAGCAGUCGCAACCCCCAAAACCGAACCAGCUAGAAAACGAUCCCAUUCAGUCGCUGCUGAUGCAACUGUCGAUGCACAAACAGCAGCAACAACAGCAGCAGCAGCAACCGCCACCCCAGCCGGCCAAAACGCCCGUCGAGGUCAUGUCCCCGUGGUUGCAGAACGCAACGAUGCCACCCCAGCAGCAGCCAGGAGGUCGCCCACUGAGUUCCGGAUGGGGGGAUCUGGCCCAGCCGGGUGGUGGUGGUGGCGGACAGCAGUCGGCGGGUGGGCCGUUUGGUGCGCACCUCGGUGGACAUCCGCUGGUCAACACUAGCAUGGCCAACGAACCGCAGGCACCGUCGGUUGUGUCGCUGUUUAAGCAUCAUCAGCAGGCCGACAAGCAGCAGCAGCAGCAGAACCAGGACAAACUGGUUAACGACUCUCAGCAGCAGCAAAUGCACCAACAACAACACCAUCAUCAUCAUCAGCAACAGCAGCAGCAACAACAACAACAACAGGCAAAUCAUCAGCCAUUCGAACGUACCCAGCAAAAGCUGGACAGUAUCGCUGCCCAACAACAACAACAGCAGCAGCAGCAGCAGCAACAGAAUCAUCAACCUUUUGAACGGACUCAACAGAAGUUGGACAGCAUUGCUGCCCAACAGUUGCAACAACAGCAGCAGCAGCAACAAUUCGUUCAGCAACAGCAGAAGCAGCAACCCCAGGCUGCCAAGGAUGAGCGCAAGGAGCAGCAGGAAUUGUUGCUUCAGCAGCAGCAGCAGCAACAACAACAACAACAACAUCUGCAUCAGCAACAGCAGCUGCAGCAGGCCAUCAACAAGCAGGCCGAGAAGGCUGCCGCGUCGAAACCGGCCCAGUCCCUGAACAAGGUGGUCAACAACGUGGACGCCCUUGAGAAGCAGUUGCAGCAGCAGGAGCAGUCUGGCAAGACGCCAAAGGGUGGCAACAAGAAGCAACAGCCGAAGCAGCCCCAGCAACAGCAACUGCCGGACGAUGACCAGGGUGAGUUCAUCAACAUGAAGAAGGAGAUGGAGGAGAAGAAGCGCCAGAAGGAGCUGAAGAAGCAACAACAGGAAGAGGCCAAGCGCAAGCAGCUCGAGGAGAAGAAGAAGCUCGAAGAGUUGGAAGCGCAGAAGAAGGCCAAGCUGUUGGAGGUUCAGCGUCGUGAAGCGCAGAAGAUCCAGGAGCAGCAGCAACAACAGCAGCAGCAGCCGGCGCCUCGUCCGGUUACGAAGGUUGCCCCGUGGUCUGCUUCGGUGGCCGCGGAAACUGCCGUCACGGGACCAAGUCUGGCGGAGAUUCAGAAGGCGGAACGGGAACGUCGUGCGGCGCUGGCCCGCCAGGAGCAGUCCCUUCGCGAGCAGCUGCAGCAGCAGGAAAUGGUCGAACUGCAGACGCAGCUGGACAGCAAGCUCAAGUGGAACUCGCAGACGCUGCCACCGCAGAACAUCAAGUCGCUGGCCGAGAUCCAGGCGGAGGAAGCUGCUGCGGCCGAGCGGAACCGCGAGAAGAAUGCCGCGGCCAUUACGGCGGCUGCCAUUGCAGCUUCCUCUUCGAAGCCAUCGAAGAAAGAUGACUUGCUGGGAACGGCCGUCUGGCAGAGCCAGAGUGGCUCCGGCAACAGCGCGCUGACCUGGAACGCGGCCAAACUGUGGGCCGGCUCGGAUGAUCAGAACAGCAACAGCGUCAGCUCGGGCGGAUUCUGGGAGGAACCGAACCCAUCCAACAAGAACGCAGGUCGUCAAAAGCACCACCAACAGCAACAGCAGCAGCAGCAGCAACAACAGCAGGCUCAGAACCAGAAGCAGCUGCUGGCCAAGAGCAAAACCAUGGGCAGCAUCUCGACGGCCUCGUCCUCGAAUGCCGUGGCUGCGGCCAAGCAGCACCAGCAAAAGCAACAACAACAGCAGCAGCAGCAGCAGCAACAGCUGGCCGCAAAGCGUGCUGCCUCAGCCUCCGCCAACAAGAACGCCACUCCAGCUGCCGGCAAUGGCAAGGAACGUUCCGGUGGUGGUGGUGGCGUCGUCGCUCAAAAUGCUGGCUCUGCCGACCAGACUACGCACGAGUUUACCGGCUGGUGCACCCGCGCGCUCACCUCGCUGGGCAGCAACGUUGAUAUUCCGACCUUUGUUGGCUUCCUGCAGGACAUUGAGUCACCGUUCGAGGUCAAGGACUACAUCCGACUCUAUCUGGGUGAAACCAAGGACUGCGCCGAGUUCGCCAAGCAGUUCCUGGAGAGACGCUCCAAGUACAAGAACCAGAUGCGCCAGAAGAAUGCCCACAUCGACGACAUGUGCAAGCCGGCGCCGGCCAUCAACCCGUCGUCCAACGAUUUCCAGGAGAUCAAGGGUAAGAACAAGAAGAUCAAGAAGAACAAGAUGACCAAGCUGGACAACCGGAUUCUGGGCUUCUCGGUGACGGCCGCGCCCGAUCGGCUGAACGUGGGCGACCGCGACUACGGCGAUAACGCCUAAGCGGCCGGGUCGAGAUGUUGUGGCUGGUGGCGCUGCGCGGAGGGGGAAAACAACCACACGAAACAGCAGAAACUCACACACACAUUUCGGUAGGUUGCGUUAGAGGAGGAGGCGGCACACAUUUACUCGCAUAUAAUAACAAAAAGUUACAACAAAAUGAAAGAUUGCAAAAGAGAGAGAGACACACACAAAAACACUUAAAACAAUAGCUAAACAAUAACCUGUACAAUCGAGUUUGCGUAGUAGAUAGAAGAGAGAAGAAAGAGCAACCAAAAACAAACACAUACACUUACAAUCAUACACACAACAUUUGAAUUUUUUUCUAUUGUUUCGUUUUGUUGUCGAUCACUGUGUUGAAAUGAGUGGUGCAAAGUAAAUGUGCGAUCAAUGCGUUUUGCACACUCCACCAGUAUGUGGGUACUAUAUUCCAUUGUGAAUUGGAUUUUUAUUACAUUAAAAUACGCGUUCGUGCGGAAUUUAGGAUAAAAUAAAGCAAAAUGCGUUUUCUUUUAAAACAUGGUUAUUUCAAACAAAUGUGAUUUUUUCGUGAUUCUUUCAUAAAACUACUUUUUUAAAUUUAUUGUGACAUUUCAUUGCAUGAUUUAAACUCCACUCAUAAAUUUUCAUUAACGUGUAAUGUUUUGAAUUACUCAGUUCGAUUUAAACCUAAACUACUCAGCAGGAAUGAGUUAAUUGAGCUUGUUAGUUUUGGGUAAAUUUCACUCAAUUUUACUUGAAUUGAAAAGUCAAUGUUGUAGCUUUUUUUUUCAUCGAAACGCAGUUGAUUUAUUUUUUUGUUUUGCAAGUUUUCAGAAAAGGUUCACGGCAUGUCUUUCAACGUUGUAUGUUAAAAUUAAAGCGGUAUCAAAUGGGCAGCAGCGGCAGCGCAAGCAAGCCAUAGAGGGUGAAGAAAAGCCCCAAGAAAUCGCUCCCUCUCCUUUGUCCUGCUGUUCGUAAAGCUGUUUCUUGACCCCUUUCCUUCCGAUCUGCAUACUAGCCUUAACAAAGGUUUCUUGAAUCUUGUUCACUGUAAAUUCGCUCAAAUUUGACAUUUGCCCCAUUUACUCAUUUUUGGGUAGAUUUUGUUUCGACUAGAACUGAAUAAUUUUGAAUGUGUAAAAUAUAAAAUUUGGCGGAUAUUAUUUGAAAAAAAAAAUAUUUGACCAUUUUUCUAGCAAACAUCAUCGGUUUUUUUUCCUCUUGGGUUGUUUGGCAUUAAAAACUUGAUCAAAAAUCCUUGCAGAACAAAAUAUUUCAAGAAAUAAAUUGCAACUGAAAGCGUCUUUCGAGCCAGUUUACAUAAAAAAAUCCGGUGAAAAUUUCCCGGAAAAUGGUCAAAUUUUCACUCUUCUCAAAAUCUCCGUAUUAAGACCGCAUUACUCUUGCUAACAUUUUUCUGACAAGUAGAAACCCGCCUUAGCUUAUCUGAUCUAUAUGCCUUGCGCUGCAUAAUAUUUUUUGACAGCUGAAAGAUCCAGAAUAUCUUGACAUUGCCACAACAUGAACCGACAACUCACCUCACGCUCAUCCCGAAUAACUAAUUUGUGCUUCACUCAGAUUUUGACAAAACGUGUCUGCUUGAGAAUGGUUAGUAACAAAAAAAAAAAAACAUUUCGAGUACUUACUGAAUAAGGUUUGAGUUUUGAGGCCACAUGUCAGAUUUUGAUGAAUUAAAAGUACUGUCAUUAAAUUGAGUUAAAUUAACCUAAAUGUAACGUAAGGCAUGCCUAAGGAAUCAUUCAUAAGUUUUUUUUUCCUUAAGUUUCAGAUUUUGAAAAUUGAUGGUUCUGGAUAUGCGUGUACACAAAGUUUGAGACAACAUUUUAUUUAGUUAUUUUGAAAAAGUGUGCAGGUAUUAAUCUGGGUGAUGAAUAGAGAGAAUGCGUAACGUGAUUUUCGAAUAAUUCCACAUUGUUUACAUCUACAAAGUAGGAGGCUGUUCAAGCACAAGCAUGACUUUUUUCUUAAUGGUAAAUGAGCUGUUUUGUGGCAUUUGUUUUAUUUUUUCACAUUUGAUUUUUUUUUGCUGGAAAAUUGUGUGUUUUCGAGUUUUGAUCGGUUAAAAGAAGUUUUUUCUUUUUUACGGGUGACGAGAGUGUCAUUCUGCGAUGUCGCAGAUAAAUUCCCUGACAGAUUUUGGAAUCUUCCUGAUCCGGCGAAAAAACAUCGCUAAUUCUAGCAAAGCUGAUCCAACAAACAGAGGAGAUUUUCACCAGUAGGUUUUCGAAAAUUAUUUUAAUGGUCGAUAACAAUACUUGCUACUUUUGGCGAACAGUAAAUUGGUUCCACUUUGACAGUUCAAAAUUGAGGCCGUUUUGCGAACCACUAUUCAGCACCCAGGUAUUAAUCAAGUUGUGUCAUAUGAAACAGCGCAGUGCUGAGAUUUCAAGAUAUUGAUUUUAGCUUUACACGUUCGUGAAAAGUAACUUUUUUUUUAAUUAAAUAUGAUUUGAAGCAGCUAAAAAAAAAAUUAAAAUAUGUUUGUAGUUCGUAAAAAGCAACAUAUUUUAUAUGAGAGAAUCAAGUUUCUUCGACCUUCAGAGCAGAGCUGAAAAUGUCAGGGGUCCUGACGCGAAAAUUGGCGACGCAUACACGAUUUUUUCAGAUCCAUUCACUGAACCGCAAAACCGUGACAUAAACAAACCCGACUCAGUCGUGAGUGCCCUAGCUCACUGAGCAGCUGCAAUGCGAGGCAGUAGUCGACCAACGCUCAUUCGACGUUGCACGCACACACAUAAAGAAACAAGUUUUUACACAAAAAGUUGGUAUUUAUGCGUGGAAAUGUAAUUUUGAAUAUAAGUUAUGGUUGUUUUAAGUGUUUUGCACAGCCUAGAACCAUUCAAUUGUUUAAAAAUAGUCAAAAUAGUGUUUAGAGAGGAUUUUACGAGUCAGUCAUACGACACGAAUUGAGUGAGUGUAGCUAAUUUUUUCACGUCUCUCAUUCUCCAGCAGCCGAACGGCACGAGUCAGGCGGCAGUGGUUGAACGGACACAGUAGGCUUACAGUCAGAUGCUAGCAGUGAACUGACAUUUUGGUUUGCUUCAUGUGUACCCUGGGUUGGAAACAUUUUGCAGGCCUGCUUCAGAGUUCAUUUGUUAACAAAGCUUCCAUUUUUAUAUUGAGCAUUUUCUUACAAAUUAUAGUAGAAACUCGAUAGUUUGACAGUAAAUAACAUUUUUAAGCUGGCUUAACGAAUUCAAAAAUAAGUUGCACGAACUGUUAAAGUGUAUUUUUUCUAUUUUGAGGUCACAAAAAAAAAUCUUGCCUAAUUUCGAGUUAUUUUUCUCAAAAAGUGAAAGCUAUUUUUAAAACGCGUUACAUUUUUAAUAGUUCAAAAUUACUCGUUUCGCUAAAAGGUUGUUUGAAAAUAAGUGUCAAAAGAAAAUUACAAUACCAUCGACAAAACGUAACCAAUCAUACAACAACAAAAAACAAGUCGUAACAAGCAAAAUUAGACAUCCUCUAUCAUACAAACAUUAAGAGAAAAAAAUCACCUUCAUAGCAAAAAGAGAGCAAAAGCAUACAAUAAAUUUCUACACAUAUUAAAUUAAUCAAAACAAAAGAAAGGAGGCAAAUCCAAGCUGUGUGUUGUUUUCCACUAACCUUCUACACAAAAAGCCAACCAGCACCCGCUCGGUAGAUCACGGUGUCGCGGAGGAGAAAUAUUUAAAAACAAAAUGUUUAAAAAAACACUAAAAAAUCGAGCCCAGUUUCUGCAAUCCGUUAACGAGUGUGAACAACAAUAGAAAAAAAAAACCGCAAACUGUUAUACAACAAAACACACACAAAAACUAUUUCUAUUACAACUGAGAAAAAAAAUGAAAAAAAAAACACUGCAAGAGUCUACAAAAAAAGUCGGCGCGGCGCAAAGUGCCGGAAGCAAAAGUCGUUUAAAAGGCCAUUUUCUUCAAAAAGAAAGAGACACAGAAAUAGCAAGCUACCUUCAAAAGGUGUGAGUGAAACGAAAAAGCUUGGAAAAUAACCAAAAUGAAAAACUAAAAAAAAACUAAACAACAACCAGAGCUUCCAGUAAGAGAGAGCACUAUUGCGGACGAUUUUUGGGGUGACGACUUGCAGGAUAAUAAAAAAAGAGAUGAAAAUGAAUAAGUUUGCAACAUUGUUAACAACAUUGCAGUACUAUCGACCUUUUGUUUGUUCGACUCGAUUGGUACGGUUGAUGGCGCGAUGAACCCUUGUUCUAUUACUUAUAUUUGCAUACACAAAA